Molecule: messenger RNA, 7621 nt
Organism: Dicentrarchus labrax (European seabass)
Lineage: Eukaryota; Metazoa; Chordata; Actinopteri; Moronidae
Exons: 4
Coding region: 4235-5299 (354 amino acids)
Molecular function (GO): nucleic acid binding
Source: RefSeq, a predicted model, not a curated record
AGGAGUAUUUUAAAUUCAAAUACAUAUGAGGGGUCCUGCAGGAUCUUGCAUUCAGGUGCAGAGCCAAGUCCAGACAUCACAAUCUACAAAUCACAAAAGGACCUGGCAUCUUGUGUUAGGAAGGGGGAGGUUGGGCAUCUGCAGUGGCCGAAACAAAGAAACUGAAUCUACCAUUACAAUUACCCCUUUUGAUUAUUCAUUAAUCACUGACAGUAAAAAAAAUAAGAAUAAAAUAAAAUAAAGUAUAUAGUCACAACUUAAUUAUCCGACACAUCAAUUCACAUGGAUUUUAAAAUGUUUCAUCAUGGCAGUUGUUUAGAAGAGGAAGGAACAAAAGAAAGAAAAGAACAAAAGCAAAAACAUUAUUAACAUUAUUUACAAAAUGUCAUCAUCAGAGGCAUAAUCUGAGCUGGAGUAAUGAUGAGGAUCAGAAAUGUGAAGUGAGGUUGGAUUUUGAUUGUCAUUGUUAAGCAGGUGAAGGUUGUGUUUUGUCCUUCUGUCAGAGUGACGGUCUUGGCAGGUUUGCAGGUGUUGGCCUCUGUCAGCAUCGUCCAACAUAAUAGGAUCAGGAGGUGCAUGGUGUAGUCUAUUGGGAGAGGGUUUACGUUGUUAAUCCUGACAUCUAGUUGGUGGUUGUUGAAUUUAUGGAGUUAUUCCUUGUGUCGUACUCUCUUUGCGCUCGUUCGUCCUCACGUUGUCCGUCUCCACGUCGUCCGUCCUUGCGUCGUUCAGGUUAACAGCUGAAUUCCUCAGUUGGUUCAGAGACCUUCCUGCAGUGGUUGUCGUGUACCCACGUUUCUCAUUCUUAUGUGCAUUAGAACAAUCGGCAGGGCCUUUGUCCAUGGCAGCCCCGUUUCCUCAUAGCACUUUGCUGGUUUUGAUUUCCAUUUUCUCAUUCGACCGCACCUCCACUGGCAGGGUGAUAUACACAAUGUCGUCUGAGGUCAAUGGCUAGAAAAUCACUGAUUUGGGUUAUUGCAGAAUUGAAAAGUGUGCACCUUUAUCGCUGCUCAGUUUAGUUGGUAUUCCCCAUCUGGGAAUGAUUUCUGUUAACAGAGCCUUUGCUACCAUUUGGCUGCUUUGGUGUCUUGCUGGGAAUGCUUCAACCCAUUUUGACCACAUGUCAACCAUCAACAAGCAGUAUUUCUUCCCUUCUGAUGGCGAAAGUUCUAUGAAAUCCAUCCUCAAAUGUUCGAAUGGUCGGUGGGUGUGCGGCGUUUGUGAUUGUUUGGGUUUUACCUGCGCUAUGUGUUGCACAAACCAUACAUGAUUGACAAAACUUCUGCGCAUGAACUGCAAAACCUUUGGUGAACCAGUGUUGAGUCAUGGUCCAAUCCAUGUGUCAGUUUUGCAAAGUGAGGAAAGAAAUGUUUGGGCAGGCAGGGUUUGUUAUCGGUCCCCGCCACACUUCUCCCCGCCACCCUCCUUCUGUGUGGCACCGCAGCGUAUCCACAACGUCUUUUCUUGUGGUGUAGCAAAGGACUGCAUUGCAUCACCAAAUGCAUAUCUAGAGUCGAUGUAGAUAGUCUUGUUGCUUGCCAGCUUGCAUGUCUCUGUCAAUGCUGUAAGUUCUGCUGCUUGUGCAGAAUACUGAGAGGGGAGUGAACCUGAGACAAGAGUUUCAUGAUUAGUUACAACAGCAAAUCCAACUCUGUUGCGACCGGUUUGUGAGUCACGGGAAGCGGAUCCAUCUACAAAAACAACCAAAUCAGGGUUAGUUAAUGGAGUUUCUUGUAGAUCCGGUCUUGGGGAGCAGACCUGUUGGAGGACAGCAACAGUUAUGUUCUUGUCCAUUGUCAGGUGUGGGAAAGAGAGUAGCAGGGUUUAAAACAUUGCAUCUUUUUACAGUGAUGUUAGUAAUGACAACAGGUUCACAGUCUUUGAUGAGGCCAACAUCAUACUUACUAACAGCCCACAGUGUCUUAAGGACCCCCUGUAGGGCUGUAAUAGCUGUUGCUUGUUCUUCGGACAAAAAGAAAAAAAAAUUAGGAGUGCUUUUAGGUAGCAGCUGGAUUGUUCUUUGAGUGUGCACAAUAGAUGGUAAACUCUUAGAGUAACACUGCAGUGUUGGUGAAAAAAAAAAAAAAUAGAUCGAUCAGAUGUUUCUUGCCAAUCGGCUGCGCGCUGACAUGAUUUUAUAAAAGGUCCCAAAUCUUCCCAAUUAUCUGAUGUGUGUUUUGCAAGUGUGAUGUGUGGGACUGAAUGGUCUAUGGUGUACACAUCACAUUUAGCUGGUGUGAGAGAGACACAUUUAUGUUGUGUCCAAUAAAUGUGUGUCAGUGUGAGUUUAUCGAAUCUCUCUCUCAACCAACCUUCCUCAUAUGGCUCAUCAGUUCCUGUUGACACAUGAGAGGUACAAUGCAGAUCCUCUGGUGUCAUGAAAUCUAUUGUAGCUGUUAAAAACUAUUUUUCUAGCUAAAGUAACAAGCUCAGAGGCAGUUGAUGGUUGCAGUUUCCAUUGAUAUGCAUAUUGUAGGUCUGGGAUGUGGUGAACAAAAGAGUGGGAAAAAUUUGGCUCCAAAUCAGAUAGUCUGUGAACUUUGACACCUUCUGGGGUUGAGAUCAGACAAAGGCCUAAUUUGCACAUCAAGUCCCUGCCCAUUUGGUUAAUGGGACAGACUUUUGAGAGCAAGAAUGCAUGUUUGAAGCUACAGCUACAGAUACUCAUGUGCAAAGAUCUGUCUCGUCAAUGUCUACCCAAAAAGACAACGGGAAAAGAGACUUAGAGCUUAUGCGAUUCUAGACGAUCAAAGCAUUAAAUCUCUGGCCCGGUCUUCUUUCUUCGACAUCUUUGGCAUCUCCAAGAACUCUUCCCCAUACUCUCAAGACUUGUGCAGGAGUGUCUGAGGUGACUGGGAGAAGACGGACGAUUUCAUUGUGGAAUCAGCUGAUGGCCAAUCCAGUCUGUCCUUGCCCACACUUAUUGAGUGUGACAUGCUCUCAGACAACCAAAAUGAGAUCCCGACCCCUAAGGCCGCUCGCUACCAUCUUCACCUCAAGAACAUUACUGCAGAGAUCCCAGAGUUUGACCCCCAGGCAGAUAUACUACUGCUACUUGGGAGAGAUGUUAUUCAGGCCCACAAGGUGCCUGAUCAGCGAAACGGGCCUCCAAAUGCUCCAUUUGCACAGAGGUUAGCUCUGGGGUGGGUAAUAGUCGGUGACAUUUGUUUUGGUGGGGCUCACAAACCUGGGCAUGUAAAUGUUCUAAAGACAAACAUACUAGACAAUGGGCGACCAAGCUACUUUUUCACAUGCCAUAACAGCAUUCAGGUGAAGGAAAGCUUCAGUUCUCAAUCUCAUCACAAGACCAAGUCUUCUACUUCUGGCCACGGACACAGGCUAACUGAGAUUUACACCAUGGGAGAAACAAUCUUCCAAUCCACAAGUGCAGAUGAAAAACCUGCAUACUCAAUAGAACAGACCUUCUUGCAGAUAAUGGAGGACAUGUACCAGGGUGACACAAACAGCUGGGUGGCUCCACUACCUUUCCGCUCCCCAAGACCAUGUCUCCCGAACAACAAGCAGCAAGCCAACGGCUUGCCUCAGUUUGUCGGACACUGGAAAAGCAACCUGAAAUGAAACACUUUGUGGAUUUCAUGCAAAACAUAUUUGAUAACGGAUAUGCGGAACUAGCACCGCCACUGAAGGCAGAACAGGAAUGCUGGUACCUUCCAUUCUUGACUCCAGCGCGCAGCACCAAGGAAUAUCUUUAAAUGAUGUCCUUCUCACCGGCCCUAACCUCAACAACAGCCUGCUUGGUAUACUCCUACAGUUCCGUGAGGAACGAGUGGCAGUCACUGCUGAUAUCAAGCAGAUGUUUCAUUGUUUCUUGGUAUGAGAAGAUCACAGGAACUUCUUGUGCUUCCUUUGCCACCGGAACAAUGACAUGGAAGAAUCCAUAGUAGAGUACCGCAUGACUGUUCAUGUUUUCGAUAACAGCCCAUCACCUGCUGUGGCAAUUUAUGGGCUCAGGAAGGCAUCUCGAGAUCAAGAGGGGGACGACAGUAUGACAAGACACUUUGUGGAACGACAUUUCUAUGUCGAUGAUGCUUAUCUCAUUUGCAUCUGAUGGAGAGGCUAUUGCUGUUGUCAAGAAAGCCCAAGAGACGCUGGCUGCGUCCAAUUUAAAGUUGCACAAGAUCGCUUCUAACAGCAUCAGUGUCAUGAAAGCAUUUCCCAAGGAGGAGCUAGCAAAAGGUUUAAAGGACCUUGACCUUGGAGCAGACUUCACACUAUGCAACGAAGUCUGGGGAUAAGCUGGGAUGUUGCCACAGACGAGUUCACUUUCGAGGUGUCUGCUAUGGAAAAGCCUUACACUCACAGAGGUGCUUUGUCAACCAUAAGCAGUCUGUAUGACCCGCUUGGUUUCGCUGCCCCAGUUAGCAUCCAAGGGAGGGCUUUGCUAAGAGAGCUUACUAAUGAGACCUGCAAGUGGGGCAACCCACUCCCCGAAACAAAGGUUAAGGUGUGGCAUGAGUGGAAAGACUCCCUCAAGGAUCUGGAACAUGUCAGGAUCCCAAGAACAUACACUUCCAUCUCCCUCAACAGCUCCACAGACAGGGAGCUUUGCAUUUUCUGUGACGCCUCUACUCAAGCCAUUGCAGCUGUGGCCUACAUGAAAGUUACUGAUGCAGAGGGCAAGAGUGAACUUGGAUUUGUCUUUGGAAAAGCCAAGCUGACACCGCAGCCAGAGGCGACAAUUCCCAGGCUUGAACUCUGUGCAGCCAUUCUAGCUGUGGAAAUCGCAGACAUGCUCACAGACGAAAUAGAUGUCCAGUUUCAUUCUGUGCGGUUCUUUACCGACAGUAAGGUUGUCCUCGGGUACAUACGCAACAAAUCCAGAAGGUUCUACGUCUAUGUAAGUAACCGUGUGCAGAGAAUCAGAAAGUCAUCCCGACUAGAACAGUGGAACUAUGUUCCUAUGUUCACCAACCCGGCUGAUCAUGCGUCACGGUCAAUUCCAGCAAACACCUUGAUGUCCAGCACGUGGCUUAAAGGGCCAGAUUUCCUGUUGAAGCCAGAUAGGAACACUGAUGAUAGUGACACUUCCUUUGAUCUAGUCAACCCAGAGUCUGACCCGAAGAUCCGUCCUUUGGUGACAUCUUGUGUCACUAAGGUUGUGGAGUCUCCCUUGAAUCCAAGACGUUUUGAGUCAUUCUCAUCCUGGAGAUCGCUUGUAAGAACCAUAUCAAGGCUGAUCCACGUUGCUGGCUCAUUCAAGCGAGAGAAACAGCAAGUGCAGUUGUCAAGGUUGGCACGUAUGCAGAAGUCUUUGCCCAGAAGAUCUUGUCAAGGCUAAAGGUGUCAUCAUACAUAGUCUUCAAAGAGAAGCUUUCCCUGAAGUCUUUGCAAGCAUUCAACAGGGAAAGAGAUCCCUAAGCAGAGCCAGCUCAGACAGUUUUCUCCUUACCUGGAUGAGGCAGGUUGCCUCAGAGUGGGAGGGCGUUUGUCACAAGCUGACCUUGCAAGCGACGGAAGAAACCCUCUCAUUAUCCCUCGCCAUCACUAUGUAACAACUCUCCUAAUACGACACUACCACCAGCAAGUCCAUCAGGGACGCCACUUCACAGAGGGUGCAGUGAGGUCAGCUGGCUUAUGGGUCAUUGGUGGAAAGCAGUACAUCAGCGCCAUCAUCCACAGCUGUGUGACCUGCCGCAAGCUCAGAUGGAGACACAAAAGAUGGCCGACCUACCCACAGACUAAGUACUGACCCCCCAUUCUCUUAUGUUGGAGUGGAUGUAUUUGGGCCAUGGACAGUCACUUCUUGACGAACUCAGGGAGGCUGCACCAACAGCAAACAUUGGGCAGUCAUCUUCACCUGUAUGAGUGUCAGGGCCAUACACAUCGAAGUGAUUGAGUCGAUGGAGUCUUCAAGUUUCAUAAAUGCGCUCCGGCUCCUCUCCAUCCGCAGUCCAGUAAAACAGUUGAGGUCUGACGGUGGGACCAACUUCUGUGGCGCAUGCAAAUAGCUUGGCAUUGAUUUAAAGCACUGCAACAACCAGACAAUACAAGACUUCUUAAGUGACAACGGAUGCACUUGGGUGUUUAACCCACCCCAUGCCUUGCACAUGGGAGGUAGCUUGGAAUGCAUGAUUGGCGUGACAAGACGGAUACUUGUGUCAAUGCUUAUGAGCAUUACACCCUGACAGCUAACCCAUGAAGUGUUAGCCACCUUUUGGCAGAGGUUACGGCAAUUGUCACCUCACAACCUCUCAUCCUAGUAUCCACCGACCCAAGCUUUCCUCUCAUCCUGACACCAGCUACACUCUUAACUCAGAAAGUAGGAGUUCCCUCCAUACCUCCUGGUGACUUCGAUGAAAGUGACAUGUACAAACGCCAGUGGAGACAGGUGCAACAUCUCUCCAAUGUCUUCUGGCAUCGCUGGAAGAACCAGUAUCUCUCUACCCUUCAAGGCCGCAGGAAAUGGUAUUCUGAGACCAAAUCUGCAGGAGGGAGAUCUCGUAUUGUUGAAGGACAGCAAUGUAAAGCGCAACAACUGGCCCAUGGGCAUAGUGGUCAAAACCUUCCCGAGCCCUGAUGGGAAGGUGAGGAAAGUGGAAGUCAAGAUCGCCACUGGAGGUACAUGCAAGACAUUCUUGAGACCUAUCACGGACACUGUACUCCUCUUGCCAAACUCUGAUAAAAAGGACAAUGGACAGAAAACGUAAUUGUGACAUCUUACAGAUGCCAGGCGGGGAGUGUCCUGUCAGUCUCGCCAGCAGAGGGUGCUCUAGCUUUUCUAUGUUCUAUUUAUGUUAAAUAGCCAAUAAGAUUGUUUAGGUGAGUGAGAAGGCAAAUUAGUCACAUGUUCAGUUGUGAUCGUCGACAGAGUGAUCGAGACAGACGUGGUUUGACUUUGCAUCCAUCCCUCUUUGUUUGUCUUUGGAAAUCAUUACUUUUUUACUCGGUUGGCAUUUGAAGAUAACUUGUCAAUAAAGAAGACGAUUCAUCUGUCUGCUUAGCUGUGGCAGAAAACUCCGUUGCCAUAGUAACAGAUACAUCAACAGAGGCUGCAGCUGAAGUGACCCCUGACCCCGAACCAGUCCCCAGCUCCACCCCCACAGCUCCGUCCACCGUGCUUGAGGAGGAGGAGGAUGAGGAAGAGGAGGUGGAGGAGGAGUGCGUCAGCGCUCUGCAGCUCGUAGGAGACUAUGGCUGUGAGGAGGAGGAAGUCUUUUAGCUCCUGACUGACCUUUGACCUCCAGAGAAUCCGUCCAUCAGACUGAGGCAGCUCCGCUGAGGCAGAUCCGUGUUAGAGAUCAAUAAGUGAUCGGUGAUCAAUCAGAGUGUCAUCAUCGUUGAUAGAAAAGCAUCACUGCACUUUUAAUUUUGAUGCUUUUUUAUUUUAAUUUCUUCUUUGAUUGAUCACUGAUGAGUUAAUCAAAUUUGGAAGUGUCUCACGUUGUUUAUAAUGUACAGAAGUUUUUAGAUGUUUGUGUAUUUUUAUAUUCAUAUUAUGUUUUCAGCUGUUUGAAUGUUUCUAGUGUUAUUAUUGUUUUAUUGUGUAUUUGUUGUAAAUGAACGUUUGUUUGUUUGUUAUGAUGAAAUUUAAAAAGAGAAGAGAAAGUUAAUAAUAAUGAACUGAAACAACAUUCCAGAAUAAAACUGAUUAGAGAACAGA